Messenger RNA from Cutaneotrichosporon cavernicola, 3030 nucleotides. RefSeq lists its product as uncharacterized. The record is from RefSeq and is a predicted model, not a curated record. NCBI's taxonomy places the organism in Eukaryota, Fungi, Basidiomycota, Tremellomycetes, Trichosporonales, Trichosporonaceae. The transcript has 3 exons. Gene Ontology annotation, cellular component: Golgi apparatus. Bases 1 to 3030 code for a protein of 1009 amino acids.
AUGUUCGGAGUGAGCCUCUCGGACCAUUUCAAGGCCGCCGUAACUCAACUAGAGGCGACCGGCACCUCUCUCCAAGCACGCGCACUAAGCGCAGCCCAGGCAGCCCAUGCGCAGAGUCUAAGCCCCGGUCCGUCGGGGAGACCCAGUCGACCAUCGACACCGCGAACCAGUUCGGGCGGAGUCGCGCCAGCGAGUAUCUCUACGCCAGGUGCCGAAACGCCGAAUGCCAAUGCCGGGGCCGGAACGACCACCCCCUCCGCAUCCCCCACCAAAUCUACCGCCUCCACCUCACCCACCGCGGCACCCUCCGCAUCCCACCUUGCUGAGAGUGCGCUCGCCGGGCUGAGGAAGGGGUUCUACCGGGCGAGUUUGGAGGGUGGGCGGCCGACUUCGGCAGGUCUCGGGAGAGAGGCGGCUGCCCCCGUGGCGAGGAGUGCGAGCUUUUCUGCGCUCGGGGCGAAUGAGGCUAUGCCGGCGUCGGCCUCGGAGGCCGUAGAGGCUUCCAAAGCUGCGGCCACAGAGGCUACAGAGGCUACAGAGGCCAAAGAGGCCAAGGAGGCCAAGGAAACUGAGGAAACUAAGGAGAUUUCCGAAGCUGCCGCUGUAACCGGGGCAGGGGCCAAGGUGAAGGGAGGUGAGGGUGAGGGUGAGGCCGACGUGGACGCCAAGGGCGACGCGGAAGCGAAAGCUGGGGACAGUGCGGAGCCAGAAGAAGCUGUCCCCAACCUCACCCCUGCCCCCACAGUGGAGCCGUCAACUGGGGCGUCCUCCCCGACUCCAGCAGAACCAACCAGCGAGGCGCCCGCGCCACUAGAACCAACCGCUGAGAACCCGGAGUCGGACGCAGAGGAGGAGAAGGACAAGAAGCCGACAGGGAAGAAGAAGAAUAAGAAGAAGAAGAAGAAGGGCGCGGCUGCUGCUGCUGCUGCGGCUGCGGCAGUGGCUGCGGCCGAGACGGAGGAGGUGCUGGAGGCGAAGGAGGAGGUCAAGGAAGCACCCAAGCAGGAGCCGAAGGCUGAAGAACCACCAAAGGCCAAAUCAACAGAUACCAAGGAGCAGCCCGAGCCCAAGACGGAUACCCAGGACGAGCCCGAACCCAAGGCAGACAAGGAUGAGUCCAAGCCCAAGACCGAGACAGAGCUGGAGGGGCCUUCAAAACCUGAAAGCGACACAGCAGCAACAACAGCCAAGGAGCUCGUGGAAAACACGCCCACCUCGUCUAAGAGCACACCGCACGAUCCCGCUGUCGUCGCCGCUGCGGCUGUGGGGGAACCCACCGCAACGGCCGAGGACGACGUCGCGACCCACCUUGCCGACUCUGAGCGGCGCUUUGAGGACCUCUCAAAACGAUACACCGAACUCCUGUCGCAGACGUAUGCUGCUAACAAGGUGUUCAAGGAUCUCACGCCGCUCGAUGGCGUCGCGGAUCCCGACGCGCUCGAGGGAUGGGUGCGGAUGGUUACGGGAAAGAUCGACAUGAUGAACGACGAGUUUAAGCGGAUGAGAGACAAGCUUGCAUUGCAAGACUCCCGCAUGGAGGAGCUACGCGACACGCACCGGCUCGAGGGCACAUCCCAAACCGACCUGAUCAAAAACCUGAGGCAGCAGCUUUCGGUCGCAGAUAACAGCCUGAACGCCAAGGCCAGCGACCUCGUGGCGCAAGGAACGCUCAAAUCGGACCUGCUCAAGGCACAACAAACGGCCAAGGACGAGGAGGAGAAGCGGACCAAGGCGAUCAGCCUGCUCAAGACGGUGCGGCAGAAGAACGUCAAGGUGGAGCGCGAGAAGGAGGAGAUGGCGCGUGAGCUCGCGGAGGCGCGCGCUGAUCGCACCCGCGCUCUCGAGGACGUCGAGAAGAUCAAGGCCGACAAGGAGCGUGAGGUUACUAACCUGCGCAAGGGGUUCGAGCGCGAGCUCUCAUCUGCCAAGGAACGCGCGGACAAGGAGCUCUCGGCACGCAGAGGCGCGUGGGAGCUCGAGAUGAUCACGACCAAGGCGGGACACGCCAAGGAGCUGAGCGCGCAGCGUACGAAGAUCGCUGGGCUCGAGGCCAGCGUCAAGGAACUCACGUCCAAGACAUCCGUACAGUUCGCGACACUCGAGUCGCGGCAGGCCGAGGCGGAGGGUGCUCGUGCCGAGCUCGAGACCGUGCGUGGGCGAACAAACGAGCUCGAGUUCCAGCUCCGCGAGGCUCGCGAACAGCUCGCACUCCUCGAGGACGCACCGCGGCGCUCGGCACCACCGUCACGCACAGCGUCCCCGUCGAGGGCGGCGGCGGACGUACAGCGCCUACUCGCCGACGCGGACGCGCGCUCCGCGGCCAAGAUUUCCGAGCUCAAGACCAGAGUCCUGGCACUCGAGCGCGAGCGCACCGAACUCGAGGAGGACUGGGCUGCCAAGCUCGCGCAGCGGGUACGGGAGCUCGAAAGCCUCCAGACCACCCUUGGCGCGAAGGAAAGCGAGGCGGCGCGUGCAGCCGAGGCGCGCAAGGAACGAGACGCGCGCCUGGACGCGGCAGACGCGGCGCGCCGCGAGAUGGAGCGCCAGAUGUCCGCACUCCGCUCCGAGGUGGAAUCUGCGCGUGCAGAUGUCGCGGUUGCAGCUGAGGCGGAGCGUGUUGCGCGCGACGAGCUCGCGGCUGCACAGGGCGGGGCUGCGGGCAUCGCAGCGCAGCUGGAGGAGGCCAAGGCUGCAGGCGAGCGCAUGAAGGCCGCGAACCGUACGCUGCGUGACGAGCUGCGCAAGGUUCAGAGCUCGGCGCAGCUUCUCGAACGCCAGCGCGGCCCAGGCGUCGGGUAUUGGGCACAGGGCCAGCCAUCCGGUUCUCAGUCACCCACUACUGCGUCGCCAUCACAAACCAGCUCGCCCAAGCCAGAGGAGGAAGAGGUCAACCUCGAGUACCUGCGCAACGUAAUCCUGCAGUUCCUCGAGCACCGCGAGAUGCGGCCCAACCUCGUGCGCGUUCUCAGCGUCAUCCUGCGCUUUACGCCGCAGGAGCUGCGGCGCCUUAAUGCCAAGCUCAUGUCAUAG